CUCCGCCUUUUUGCCCAUAUAUAGAAGAACCACCCAGGAAAAGGAAGUUGGGCAAAAACCCGGAUGUGGACACCAGCUUCCUUCCGGAUCGGGACCGGGAGGAGGAGGAGAAUCGGCUGCGGGAGGAACUGCGGCAGGAAUGGGAGGCCAAGCAGGAGAAGAUCAAGAGUGAGAGCAAUGCUAUGGGGUGGGAGGGAUCUAUGGGGCUGGGAUCUAUCUAUGGGAUGAAGAAGGGGAACACGAUGCAGCAGUUCCUGCAGAAAGCUCUGGAAAUCCUACGCAGGGACUUCAGCGAGCUGAGGUCGGCGGGGGUGGAGCAGCUGAUGUACAUCAAGGAGGAUCUCAUCAUCCCACACCACCACAGCUUCUAUGACUUCAUCGUCACCAAGGCCAGGGGGAAGAGCGGGCCCCUGUUUAACUUCGAUGUCCACGAUGACGUGAGGCUGCUGAGCGACGCCACCGUGGAGAAGGACGAGUCCCACGCAGGGAAGGUGGUGCUGCGCAGCUGGUACGAGAAGAACAAACACAUCUUCCCUGCCAGCAGAUGGGAACCGUACGACCCCGAAAAGAAAUGGGACAAAUACACGGUGUGGGGCUGGAUA
This is a messenger RNA of Coturnix japonica (Japanese quail), 602 nucleotides long. Lineage: Eukaryota; Metazoa; Chordata; Aves; Galliformes; Phasianidae. The record is from RefSeq and is a predicted model, not a curated record.